Molecule: messenger RNA, 3730 nt
Organism: Sarcophilus harrisii (Tasmanian devil)
Lineage: Eukaryota; Metazoa; Chordata; Mammalia; Dasyuromorphia; Dasyuridae
Gene: DGKK
Product: diacylglycerol kinase kappa
Exons: 22
Coding region: 120-2762 (880 amino acids)
Biological process (GO): diacylglycerol metabolic process; lipid phosphorylation; intracellular signal transduction
Molecular function (GO): ATP-dependent diacylglycerol kinase activity
Source: RefSeq, a predicted model, not a curated record
AUGAGGUCGAUCUUACCGAAGCCAGCGUAGCUGAGACCAGUACCAAAAACAUCAACAACAGCUUUACGGUGAUCACCCCGUUCCGAAAGCUCAUUCUGUGUGCAGAGAACCGGAAGGAGAUGGAAGAUUGGAUGGGAGCCCUGAAGGCUGUCCAGAAGUGGGCAGCUAAUGAGCAUUUCCAGCUGACAUCCGACCACUUCUCCAGCACCCACAACUGGUACACGUGCUCGCACGCACGCCCCACCUUCUGCAACGUCUGCCGGGAAUCCCUCUCCGGGGUUACCUCCCACGGCCUGUCCUGCGAAGUGUGUAAGUUCAAAGUUCACAAACGGUGUGCCGUGCGAGCCAGCGCCACCUGCAAAUGGACUACCCUGGCCACCAUAGGCAAUGACAUCAUUGAGGACGAAGAUGGCGUGGCCAUGCCCCAUCAGUGGCUGGAGGGGAACCUGCCCGUCAAUGCCCGCUGCGCCUCGUGUGACCGCAUGUGCGGCAGCGUCCGCAGGCUCCAGGAUUACAAAUGCCUCUGGUGCAAGGCCAUUAUUCAUGGCACCUGCAGAGACCAGUUUUCCAAGAAGUGCCCCCUGGGCCAGUACCGCGUGUCCAUCCUGCCGCCAACAGUUCUGAACUGCAUGGACUCGGACGGGUUCUGGAAGGCCUCCUGCCCCGGCGCCUGCUCCAGCCCUCUGCUCGCCUUUGUCAAUUCCAAGAGCGGCGACAACCAAGGGGUUCGCUUCCUCCGGAAAUUCAAACAGUUCCUGAACCCGGCACAAGUGUUCGACCUGAUGAACGGGGGCCCUCACCUGGGGCUCCGCCUGUUCCAGAGAUUCUCCACCUUCCGGAUCCUGGUGUGCGGUGGAGAUGGCAGCGUGGGCUGGGUUCUCUCGGAAAUCGACACUCUUGGAUUACACAAACAGUGCCAGCUUGGGGUCCUGCCCCUGGGGACGGGCAACGACCUGGCCCGCGUGCUGGGCUGGGGAAGCCUGUGCGAUGAUGACACUCAGCUCCUGCAGAUUCUGGAGAAGAUGGAGCGGGCCACGACCAAGAUGCUGGACAGGUGGAGUGUCCUGACCUGGGAGGCCCCCGGGGGAGUGCUGACCCGUAGGGCCGGACAGUGCACCCCGGUGAGCAACAGAACCGACAUGCUGAUUCGGGAGCUGGAGAUGGAGCCCCCGGCCGCCACAGGCUACCCGGAGAGCGCCCCGCUGGCCGCCCCGGCCGCCGAGGAAGAGGACGAGGGCGACGAGGACGACUUCGAAGGGGGCGCCGUGGGGGGUGUCCCCGCGGAGGUCUGCCAGCCCUCCAGCCUGGUGCCCCCGGCCUUCAGAUCCAAGGACCAGAUGGUGCUCAGAGCUAACAGCCUGAAGAAAGCCUUGAGGCAGAUCAUUGAGCAGUCGGAACAAGAUUCCCGCCGAGACACCUUGUCAUCCACUGCAUCCUCCGUCUUUCUGGACCAACCCGAUGACUCAAGCUCGAGCAACUUUGCCGAGGAGCCCGUCACCAUCCAAUUCUCGGAAAAGUGCGUGAUGAAUAACUACUUCGGCAUCGGUCUGGACGCAAAGAUUUCUCUGGAGUUUAACAACAAAAGGGAUGAACACCCCAAGAAAUGCAGCAGCCGCACCAAGAACAUGAUGUGGUACGGGGUGCUGGGAACCAAGGAACUCCUGCAGCGAACCUACAAGAACCUGGAGCAGCGGGUGCAGCUGGAGUGUGACGGGGAAGUCAUGGCCUUGCCGAGUCUGCAGGGAAUUGCCGUGCUCAACAUCCCCAGCUAUGCGGGAGGCAUCAACUUCUGGGGCGGAACCAAGGAAGACAAUAAUUUUGGAGCGCCUUCUUUUGACGACAAGAAGCUGGAGGUGGUGGCAGUGUUUGGCAGCAUCCAAAUGGCUGUGUCCCGAGUGAUCAACCUUCAACAUCACCGCAUUGCCCAGUGCCGUGUGGUCAAGAUCACCAUCUGUGGUGAUGAGGGGGUCCCCGUGCAAGUGGAUGGAGAGGCCUGGGUCCAACCCCCAGGUAUCAUCAAGAUUCAGCACAAGAACCGAGCCCAGAUGCUGACCAGAGACCGGGCCUUUGAGAGUACCCUCAAGUCAUGGGAAGAUAAGCAGAAAGGGGAAAGCUACCGAUCAGUCCGACCCCGGCUCAACUCCCAGCAGUCCAUGGAGUACCUCACCGAGGACGAAUACAGACUGUUGCAGCGCUUUGCCCGCUCUGCCGACAUCCUCAUCACCAGGAUCCGAGAAGUGGCCAAGAUCCACAAGGCCAUAGAGCAGGAGCUAGCCCACUCGGUGAACGGCUGUGCCUCGGCCCUGACCGAAGUGCUGCCCAGCAAACGCAGCGGCAGCAGCCCCGAGAGUCUGAGCAGAAACUCAGCUGUGGAAGUUUCGAUUAGCGUGAAAGCCUUGUACAAUGAAGCUAGAGCUUACGUGGAAGGGAAGCUGCAGCUGGACAGUCCCCGGCGGGAGGAGGGGCUGCAGGUUGCCUUAGCCAAUGUCAGCCAGGAGCUGGAGAAAGUGUCUGAAAUCCAUUGGAUGGCACCCAUCCUCAAUGCCGUCACGGAAGAGGAGAGCUUGGGACAUGCUAGCAAGGGCAGCUUCAGGUUGCGCCUGAACAUCUCCAGAGGAAAGAAAAGCAAGUCCCACAAGGUCAAAUGGAGCAGUUCCGUCUCAGGUAAGUCCCUUUGCCACAAUUGCAGGGAUAGAGUUAGUUUUCCUGAGGCUGAGCUCUCUAGAGAAACACAGUGCUGGCAGGAAAGAGGGAAGAGAUAGUCAUUGUUCCCUGUCCUCCAAGUGUGCAGACAAGAUGAAGCAAGUUCAAAAGGUGCCAUCUUGGACAGUUCCAAGGGAUCCCAGAACUGUCACGAGGGCUUGGGGGAACAUGGAAGUUCAGUCUCUUCCCUUGACUUUCUCAGCAAGACAGGAGGCUGCAGGGCAGGUUUCCCUUGGAGCUGACUCCUCAACCUGCUGAAAGAAAUCUAUUCAGAAAGCCGCCAAUUAUUUCUCUGCUCUGCCCAACGCUGUUCCCCUCAGGCCACAAUAUGGCUAAAGAGCCAUCCUUAGAUACCACUCCUAGUCAAAUCUGGCUUCCUCCCUGUGCCUGGAGCAAGACAAGCUUUUAAUCCUGACAGAUUUGCUUUUGUAAAAGGCUCAAAACAGAGCCAAGUGGGGCUUGCUCACUUGUACACUCUCACUCUCUCUCUCUCUGAGCCUUCUAAAUUUAAUUUUCCCAGGAAAAUCUCUCUCUGCCCUUCAGCUGGGUUUUUUUCUUCCCGUUUUGGACCUGCCCAGGAAGUAAAGAGGAAGGGCAGGGGGAGACUUUCAGCCUCAGCAUUCCAGUGCCAUCUUGAUUCUGAGCUGAUGAGGAGAGAGAAAGUCUUAGCCCAGGUGCUAAGAGCCCAUGACCACCCUUGCCAGAGCCCGUCUGUGCAAGUGCUACUCCUCCCUGAGCAGGGAGGAACAAAGAUCAGGAGAGGAGGUUAGAAGGUGAGAGGCGGAAGGCCGGCCCAGCCUGGAAGAGGCUGGGGGAGCUCACCCUCUAGUCUGGCCAGUGUCCCGAGGGGUUGGGCUCCAAGUGACCUUUUUACGAUUCUUUAAAUUGUCACUAGUUGGCAACAGGGAGAUACUUGAAUUAUCUUGUUGGCUCCUUUACCUAAAACCUUUUUGACAAAAACUUGUGGCCAGGCUACCCAUCCAGGAGAUCUGAAGGCAGACCCUAUGGUGCCACUACUUCCUUUCCU